AUGAUCCGAGCACUCGUCAGCAUUGCUUGUUGUUUGAGCUUCGCCUAUGCAGCUACGUUCACAUUCGAAGAUGUCCCAGAUGAAAUAAAAGAGCUCGUCCCUGAUAACAUCACGUCUUUCCUCAAAGGACUCAAAGAAUCCGAUAUAGCAAUACUGAAGGAGGUUGCCGCGAAUUAUGAAAACCAACAUGAGACUGCGGAUCAGGCAAUAGCUGAAAUAAAGAAAAAAUCACCCGAACUUGGUGAAAAAGUUGAAAGUCUUCACAAAAUGAUCCUGGACAAAGUCAAUGCCCUUAACCCAGAAGCAAAAGAGUUCGCUCUCGAGAUGUACCGUAUUGUGCGUAAACUCCACACGAAAUCCAUUGCUGGCCAGAAAAUAACUGCAAAGGAAAUAACCGACCAGGCUCAGCAGGUAAUCGAAAAGUUCAAGGCACUGCCCACGGCUGCUCAGGAAGACCUCAAGAAGCAGUUCCCUAUAACAGUUCACGCAUUCACGAGCAAGAAAAUCAACAAGAUGGUGGCAAGGCUAUUGGUCAACGGCUAA
Cooperia oncophora is the source of this 543-nucleotide messenger RNA. NCBI's taxonomy places the organism in Eukaryota, Metazoa, Nematoda, Chromadorea, Rhabditida, Trichostrongylidae. The record is from the annotation of a GenBank genome assembly.